Molecule: messenger RNA, 1145 nt
Organism: Cryphonectria parasitica EP155
Lineage: Eukaryota; Fungi; Ascomycota; Sordariomycetes; Diaporthales; Cryphonectriaceae
Exons: 2
Coding region: 390-788 (132 amino acids)
Source: RefSeq, a predicted model, not a curated record
AUUCCAAGUUUUGUCUCACCAAGUCCCCAGCGGCAACUUAGCCUGAGGAUCAGCCCUUUGUCUCAUAGAUAACAAGUCGAAUACCGCACCUUCCCACGACUCAAGUCUUGACCGGCCAAGGGAAUUGAAGAAGAAAGAAAGCAAAAUUCGAGCGGCAUCUUUACGAGGAACACCGCAGCUCUGACAUCACUACCUCUUUCACUCUCUCCAUAAGAUAGCAAAUCUUCACGCAAAUCCAGCCGCGCAUCCGUUUUCUUCCUCUCGAAGCAUCACAAAAAGGCCACUCGACCCGGAUUUCUCCUACAGGAACGUCCUUCUCCUGCUACUCUCAACAAGAAAGAAAACCAAAGCAAUAUCAAAUCACAUUCCCACUGCUUACCACCACAACGAUGGGCGGAGGCGGACAGCAAUACGCGAGCAGCGGGCGCGGGGGCGCGGGGAAUUUUAUCGACAGCACCAAGUCGCCCAAGCUGCAACCGCAGGACCUCCAGACGCCCACACUCAAGACGGGCAUGGUCACGACUGGGCGGGGCGGUUCUGGAAAUAUGGCUCUGAACAAGGACCCGGCUGAGACAAGGGCGCGUCAGGACGUCGAGCCUGUGGCGCGCCGCGAGAGCCAGGGUGCUCAGCAUAGCGGACGAGGUGGCGCGGGCAAUGUGUUCAAGGGCGAAGACGCGGAGCAGGCCAAGAAGGCUGCGAACACCAAUGCCAUCACUGACGAAAAGGACGAGCACAAGGGGCUGGCGGCCAAGGGAAAGGCCCUGCUGGGCAUCGGAAAGAAGGACUAGAGGUUCUCGGGAUUGUCCACUGGGGGCCAAAGACCAAAAUCAAAAAGUUCUAAAAAGUUCGGGGUUGGCAGAUGACUUUGAGAAGUAUAGUAGGAGGUCAGUAGUCCAUAAAAAGGAAAAGGCUGAUGAGGAAUGAAUACCCAAUUGUGAUUUUUUUUCUUUUCUUCUUCUUUACAUUGAAAUGGGGCAGCUAUAGGCUGCAAUGAAUCACCUGAUUCGGGAGGGGUCUACAAUUAGGAAGGAUUCAAUUGAUAUCAAGAUGUGUUAUCGAAAAAAGAGGACGGAACUAUGCAUGUAAAGAGUGAGAUUAUGUAGAGGGCGAGACAUGCGUCCCUUAAAUGCUACCCUACAGUGAUG